Messenger RNA from Acanthaster planci (crown-of-thorns starfish), 2418 nucleotides. RefSeq names its product periodic tryptophan protein 1 homolog. The record is from RefSeq and is a predicted model, not a curated record. Gene Ontology annotation, molecular function: protein binding. Gene Ontology annotation, cellular component: nucleus. Lineage: Eukaryota; Metazoa; Echinodermata; Asteroidea; Valvatida; Acanthasteridae. Gene Ontology annotation, biological process: rRNA processing.
CUACACGUGUAUGUCUGUGGCUAAGCUGCAUGUGAGGUGGUACUGCAUGUGGUGUUUAAAAUUAAGAAAUAAAUAGCCUAUUCGAAGACCAGCGCUCACUCCGCAGCAGUGCCGAGGUUUAAAUUUCUGGAAAUCAUGACCAGUAGCAUCAUAACGUGUCUGGCAUGGGUGCCUCAAGGUGCAGCCAAAGAGAACCCAGAAAAGGUUCAGAUGAACUCGGAUGACAUCCAGGCUUUAGUGGAGAAAUCCAAACCGACACAUAAGCGUGCAGCUGAGCUAAGUGAUGAGGGAGCCUCAGGCAGCAAUGAGGUCACUCAGUCAGGUGUCACCAUGGAAACAGAAGAUGAUUUAGCUGAAUAUGAUUUGGAUAAUUAUGACAGUCCUGACAGCGACACUGGUGGACAGGAUUCCUUCAGUGGUCUGGCCAUGUUUGCCAGCAAUCGAGAUGACCCUUAUAUGACCCUUCAGGAAGAUGAGGAAGACCGAGAUGACUUGGAAGACCUUGUCAUCCAGCCCAGGGACAAUCUGAUUGUUGCCGGCAGGGCACAGGAAGAUGCAAGCUGUCUGGAGGUGUAUGUUUACAAUGAAGAUGAAGGCACCCUCUAUGUUCACCACGACAUUCUCCUUCCAUCAUUCCCUCUGGCUGCCGAGUGGAUGAACUUUAACCCCAAAGACUCCACACCAGGCAACUAUGUGGCCAUGGGUUAUAUGACCCCAGUCAUUGACGUGUGGAACCUGGAUGUGGUUGAUUGCCUGGAGCCAGCUUUUACCCUGGGAAAGAGGAAAAAAAAGUCCAAAAAGAAAGCUCCCAAACCCACCGAAGGCCAUACAGAUGCCGUGUUGGACAUUGCAUGGAACAGGCACGUCCGUCAUGGUCUGGCGAGCGCUUCAGCAGACAACACUAUUGCAUUGUGGGAUAUGGCGCAGCAGAAAGUCUUGUCCCUACUCACUCACCAUUCUGACAAAGUACAGACGGUCGCAUGGCAUCCAUUUGAGGCACAGUCCCUGGCUAGCGGCAGCUUUGAUAUGUCUGUAAAGGUGUUCGAUUGUCGAAGUGCACACGACAGCUUCAAAACGUGGUCACUGGAUGGUGAGAUUGAGCGAGUCAUAUGGGACCUCUUCCAACCUUUCCAUUUCCUGGCCAGCACGGACAAAGGCAACGUUUAUUGCAUGGACGUGCGGACAGACAAACCUGUCUUCACAUUGAAAGCUCACGAUGAUGCAGUGACAGCACUGAGUCUGAGCACCGAAGUGCCGUCCUGUCUGGUCACUGCCUCAGCCGAUCAUCUGUACAAAGUGUGGGACAUUAAGGACAACAAGCCUUCCCUGAUUGUGUCCAAGGACCCCAAGAUGGGUACCGUCAACUGUGUGCACUGCAGUCCCAACUCCCCCUUCAUCUUUGCUGUCGGCGGAGAGAGGGACGGGAUGAGACUCGUUGAUGUGACGUCACAUGCACCAGUUCACAGGCAGUUCAGCAAACGGCGACGCCGUGCGGCGCAAGAGACGCCGGCUUUGGUAACCAACCAGUCAACCAGCAUGCAUCAGCCUGGCUCUUCACACACUUCAGAAAUGUCCGUGGAAACUGACACAGCAGGUUUCCAGAAACCGGGCGCCAGAGAAGUGAAGUCAACAAAGAAAUCCAAGAAACAACCGCCAACAACAUGAACCAGUUCACUUGUUCAAGUUGAAUGCUGAUUUUUUUUAAGAAAUGUAUACACGUACUUGUCUAAACAACAUCUGUAAUUAUGAUCAGCGAUUGAUAUUAAGCUUCUGCCCUCAGUGUGAAUCGCCUAUGGUAAAAACCAACUUGAAAAUGCAGCAAGCAAGUAUGUUCUAUCUUCAUUUCAGCGGACUUGCUUUGGUAAAUUUUCCGACCAAACGUCCAGUUUCCAAUUACGUGCAAAUGUAACAUUUAAGAUCUUGUAUGAGGAAAUUUCAGAUGGGUCAACUGAACAAAUCAUUUUGUGCAAUCUCAUCAUGAAUGUCUGAGUGGCUGAUCUUUACUGUGAAACGGUUCUCGUGGCUCAUGCUACAGUCCAAGAAUCUAAGGCGUUUGGGUCUGGGAAAUUGCCAUUUGCUCCGAAAUGGCAACAUGAAGUAGUGUUCACUAGAUGUAGGAACUGCCACUCACACCUACAAGCAGGAGAUGCUACAGCCCCUCCAUUAGUUCCAAUAUUGACAGGCAUAUUGCUUUUCCCCCUAGUAAUAAAUUUACACUAUUAUUUUACCCACUUAAAGCAAGAUAUGGGACGAAGAGACCCCCCCUUUUGCAUUGGUCAUUGUUUUACUAGCCUAGAGUGUCUACAUAUAUAGGGUUUGGACAUGUGGGGCGGGGUACCCCUCUGUCCCAUAUCUUACCGGGUAUAAUUUUACCAUAACACUGUGGAAAAGCAAAUAAAUAUACCUCCAAUAAAAGAA